This is a messenger RNA of Prorocentrum cordatum, 1302 nucleotides long. NCBI's taxonomy places the organism in Eukaryota, Dinophyceae, Prorocentrales, Prorocentraceae. The record is from the annotation of a GenBank genome assembly.
GAUGAAGAUCGCCUCUUCGACGCUGAGGGCGGCGACUGUGGGGCGGCCCCCGUCGACGGCUACAGCGGCAAACGCAAGGCUGACUCGCUGGUGGACCUGAUCACUCAGGGAUCCGACGAAGAAAUGGUCGGGGAGGCCGCGCCGUCCGCCCUACCUGGAUGGCUGAAGGCGCUCAUCCUUCCCAUGAAUCGGGUCUGCGCCUCGGUCGGCACGAUGCAGCAGCAGUUGGCUGACCGCGACCUCAAGUUCGAGAUUGCGCAGCGCCAAUACGAUUCCAUCCACACAGAUCUUCAAUCAUCAGUCGACAAGGCUCUCGACACCGUCUCGGACGCUAAGAUUCGAGCCAAUUUUGACGAGCUCGACCGCAAGUUUCAGAUGGCUUCCACGGCUGCCUCUUCUGUUGGUGGUAGCUCAGUGGCGGGAGGUUCUGGCCGCCCCCCUAAUCGUGAAGCUGAUGGGUGCCCGCGCACGACUCAGAUAGCUGGCGACAAAACAAAGGUGUGGAUUGGCGGCUUUAAGAGACCCAUGCUGGCCCGUGUCCUGCAACGGCACUCCGACUGGGUCAAGCAGCAGUUCCCGCUAGGCACGACCAAGAACGCCACGGUCCACGCCUCUAUCUUUUCGCAGUCAUACAAUUUCAAGUUUCCAGAUGAGGAUGAGGCCAAGAAGUUCCUCGAUGUUGCCAGGACCAGGGGGCUCUUCUACGAGGACACGAAGCUCGGCCAGGUCGAGCUGAGGGUCAGGCUCGACGCCCCGCCGUUCGUUCGUGCGCGGCACAAAGUGCUCGGUCAAGUCUGGCAGAGGGUCGUUGAGCACAGGAAGUCUCACAAUGUCGACUUUCGCGGCCAACAUUGGCAGAUCGGCUGCAACGGCUUCCGUGGCUUCUUGUUUGUCACGGUCAACGAUGACAUCUUCGUAGCCCGCAUUCAGGAGCUCGACCACGACCAGUGGGUUCUCGAGCCCGAGUCCAGCCACCUCUCGCAGUUCCAGAUCCCUGAGGACAGUCAGCUCGACAUGAGUGAGGGUAUGCUUUGGGAGCAUUCUAUGCGAGCAGCCCGACUCUGGGGCGCAGCGUACCUGCCGCGGGACCUCGGCGGGCGUUUCAAGUCGUGGGCUGAAGCGCCCUCGCACUUCGCGAAUUCGAUCUCCCGGCAGCAGUACUUCCAGCUCUUCUUCGGCUUCCUUUUCCGUCUCCUCUUCUGGCAGUUCCAGGUCGUCAUCCUCCUCCAGCUCCUCGCCUUCGCCUACGCCGGGUGGCCCGAGUCCGGUGGCAGCGCAGCAGCUGCCUUUUCGGCCUCGUGA